Messenger RNA from Parnassius mnemosyne (clouded apollo), 747 nucleotides. NCBI's taxonomy places the organism in Eukaryota, Metazoa, Arthropoda, Insecta, Lepidoptera, Papilionidae. The record is from the annotation of a GenBank genome assembly.
AUGUGGCGGCGAGCUGUGUGGCAUGCGGCCAUUUUGCUCCUCGUCUCCGGCAGCCAGGACGCGAGGUACUACACGCAGAAGCGACCCUAUACGUCCACCCCUCAGGUCGAGUGCUUUGAUUACAUGGAAUGGGGUCCGGACAGAUACAACCGCGGGGUGGCCGGUGGUUUGGUACAGCACAGCAGGUCGCCUGGUAUGCUAUUUGACAGUACAACAUACCCAUCACCGUCGUUUGUGAGACAUCAGUCGUUUUCCCGGCGGGUGGACUUGUUGCCUGCAGAAGUCGAGGACGUGGUGAAGGAACACGCGAAGUUAGUUCAGGAUAUUAACAGCAUGAAGCAACCACUGUUUGUGGCGCCAAUGGUAGAUGGAAGUAAGGACUACGAUGAGUCUAUUUAUCUGGAGGCUAUAGAAACAACUACAACUUCGAAGCCGACCACCACCUCGACGAUAUUCCCAACCAGAUCAAAGAAACCAGGUUCCUCUGUUCCUGUUAUCCUCCUGGGUGGAGCGAGUCAACGUAUUGUGAUCAAAAGCCCACCACUUAAUUAUGUAAGACCUACCACCAGUCUCGUGGGGACGUCAGAAUCUCCGUUGAUAAAGCAUCCGUACCCAUUUGUCGGGCAUCCCAAUUCACCGCUCCCUGUCCGUAUUUGUAUGCCGACAAUGCAUCAGCACUCAUCCGUAUAUACCAAACCCAAGAGUAGUCUGCUGGAAAAAAUACUCAACGGGAUCAUAUCUAGGUAG